GAGAAAUCCUUAAAAUAUGAAAGAUUCAAGUGAAAUUUCUAAAGCUGAGUCGAACGUAAGAAUCGGUAUUGCAAAAUUUACUUUUGAAAAUGGGGACAACUACGAAGGAAAAUAUCAAGUGGAUUUUGACAAAUGUACCUUAGUUAAACAAGAUCAAGGAGUAUAUGUAACCGAUAACUUUGAUGUAUAUAAUGGUACAUGGCACGACGAUAAGUUUGCCGGUAAAUUUCACAUUCGAUACAACAAUAAUGCGCAAUAUAAGGGUAACAUUGAUAGAAACGGAGCGAUGAAUGGUAUAGGAACAUAUAUAUUUCCCGAUGAUUCCUCCUUGAUGGCUUUAUGGUCGCAAAAUAAACCUAUUUCAGAUGUCAUUUAUCAAAAACCACUUGGAUAUAAAUGGAAAACUGAAUCAGUUUCAAAUAAUGUUUGUAUAUCAACUUGUAAUAUAAAAUUACAAAUUGAUUAGUUAGAUGAGAUUAUAUUUUGUUAUAUAAAUUUAUAAUUUUGUUAAAAUUACAUUCCUAUUAUCUGUAACAUAGCAAAUUUUAUUUACAACUGGAAAUCAUUUUUGGAAUGAAAUAUGUCAAAGAUCUUUCAAAGAAGAAAGUUCGCGUCAUCUUCCUAAUAUUAAUAAAGUAUAAA
Molecule: messenger RNA, 642 nt
Organism: Camponotus floridanus (Florida carpenter ant)
Lineage: Eukaryota; Metazoa; Arthropoda; Insecta; Hymenoptera; Formicidae
Product: phosphatidylinositol 4-phosphate 5-kinase 7-like
Exons: 3
Coding region: 17-466 (149 amino acids)
Source: RefSeq, a predicted model, not a curated record